Molecule: messenger RNA, 1188 nt
Organism: Daktulosphaira vitifoliae (grape phylloxera)
Lineage: Eukaryota; Metazoa; Arthropoda; Insecta; Hemiptera; Phylloxeridae
Product: sentrin-specific protease 1-like
Exons: 4
Coding region: 339-920 (193 amino acids)
Biological process (GO): protein desumoylation
Cellular component (GO): nucleus
Molecular function (GO): deSUMOylase activity
Source: RefSeq, a predicted model, not a curated record
AAUAUAAAAAUGAAAUUUUAAAUUCAACAGAAAAAAAAAUUAUAGCAAUUUCAAAAGACAAUCCGCUAUUAAUAUCAGCUGAUUUGUUAGAAAAGAGUUUUCAUAAGAAAAAUUUGGAACGCAAAAAAUCCGAAAUAAAAAAACAACUUUUUGAGAUAUCUUCUAAUACUACUGCUCGACCAAAUUUAAAAAGAAAUUCAUCCGAAGAAGAUGAAAAAGUCAUAAAAAAGCCAAAAGUUAGUUCUAAUCCUUUGACCUUAAAUACGCCGAAUGACGUAAAUUUACUUGCUCUGUCCACUAUUGAAGUAAUAAAAGUACCAGAGAAAGAAAAAGAAGUAAUGCAAGAUCAGAACACAAAAUCUCUUGAUCAGUAUAAUGCACCUUCAUUUAAAUCGCCCACAUCAUGGUAUACUUCAGACACAAUUAAUGAGUACAUUAAAAUGAUAGUAAAACGGUCAGAAGGUGAAGUUUAUGCAGUUGUCACUGAUUUUAUUGUAGCGUAUCUUCGAGGAGGUUAUCCAGCUGUAAGAAGAUGGAUAAAAAAAGAUAUUCACACAAUAAAAUUACUUUUUGUGCCCAUGAAUGUAUAUGAGAGUCAUUGGAUAUUGACAGUGGUUAAUAUACCUGAAAAGACUGUGACAUCAUAUGAUAGUCUUAAGUCGUAUAAGGGUCCUUAUCCAAUGGUAUUAAAAAAUUUCUUAAUUGAAUGGGAGAUGGACAAAAAAGGAAAAGCUUCUACAUGGACAUUACAAAUAGGCGAGACAUCUCGCCAAACCAAUGGACAUGAUUGUGGGCCAUUUACUGUUGAGCUGGCAGAAAAAAUGUCUCGAGGAGAUACAACACCAAUAAAUGCAAAUUUUAUGCCUUUUAUAAGAUUAAGACACAAAAAUGAAAUUAUUGCUGGCGAGCUAUUCAAUUAAUAUUUUUAUGAAUGAAAUUUUAUUUUUGUAUUUUAUAUCAAUUUUCUUAAUAUUCACUAUAAAUUGAAAUUUUUAUUUGUAUACCACCAAACAUUUUUUUACUUUUUCUAUGUUUAAUUGUUGUUUUGUUAUUUUAUUUUAAUCUUAUUUUUCUUUGUAACAUUUCAUUUAAGAAAUUCAAAUUUAAUAUAAAUUUAUCUUAACUGAAAUAAUUUAAUGUUCUUGUUAUGUGAAUAUACAAAUAUUAUAAUAUACAGUUAUGGAUACA